ACAGCAGCACACCCAGCACACCAGUCCAGGUUUAUACAAUUUUCAGUUCUGCACUGAAAAGAUGAGGGUGCUUCUCAUAUUCUGCAUCCUCUACCUGAUGGCUCCUAUUGGCUACAGUCAACUUGCAGGUCCUCCUGGUCCCAAAGGUGACAAAGGAGAUCCUGGACAUCCUGGAUCUCCAGGGCCACCAGGGCAACCAGGGCAACCAGGGCGACCAGGAAUUCCUGGAGCUCCAGGUCAAAAAGGGGAUAUAGGAGUACCUGGAGCGCCUGGACCAUAUGCAAUGUGCACGGAAGAUAUCCAGUGGCUAUCCAGCUUAAAGAAGAACCUUGCUAAGUUAGAGCUGGCUAUAAACUAUGACUUUGUGCGAACAGCUGGUCCGAAAUUCUUUGUGUCCAACAAGGAGAAAGGCAAUUUCUCCAGGGCUGUCGAGUUCUGCUCCCAACGAGGCCUUGAGCUGGCUUUGCCCCAGAGUGAGGAAGAGAACAACAUCCUGACUCAAGUGUUUAAGAACCUUUAUCAAUGGAUCAAUGUCAGCAAUAAAAAAGCAGAGGGGAAUUUUGAGGUGGAUAUGAAAAACCGACCUCUGACCUUUACCAAAUGGGCAGAAGGUCAACCAGACAGAUCCAUCCAGGAUACAGGCUGCACCAUGCUGUCAGAAAACGGCGUCUGGCACGUCACACAGGAAUGCUUCCUGAAUGCUUACAUCAUUUGUCAGAUAUAGAAACAUGCAUCCCAUCCAAAUCUUUCUAUAAUGCAAACAUUUCCAAACAUUUUCUUCAAGUCUGAAGUUCUGUUUCACUUUUUCUAUAGGCUUACGUGAAUUAACUGUGGAUAAAAAAAGGCUGAAAAAAAAGGUGCAUUAUUUCAUGUUAAUGUCUAGUAAAUUUAAGACUAUUAAAUAUAAACUCAUCCUUAUUUUAGCAGUAAUGUGUCUGUGUUUUGGAACCUUUGCCCUUGUAAUAGGUAUAAUAUUUAGUUUCCCACCACUACCCUUGUGAUAUAUAAUAUCUCCUUAAGAAGUAUAAUGGCAUCAUCUGUAUAAAAAAAAGAAUGUAAGCAGAGACACGACUAUAUAAAGCAUUAACCACUUCUCAAACUGAUGUUUUUAAAGCAUAUGGCACAAUAAAGCAUAAGGCAGUCCUGCAGUCUUCUUUCAUUUCUUAUAUAUGUU
Molecule: messenger RNA, 1174 nt
Organism: Monopterus albus (swamp eel)
Lineage: Eukaryota; Metazoa; Chordata; Actinopteri; Synbranchiformes; Synbranchidae
Product: mannose-binding protein C-like
Exons: 6
Coding region: 62-724 (220 amino acids)
Cellular component (GO): multivesicular body
Source: RefSeq, a predicted model, not a curated record